AUGACGAAGGUUUACCAGGCGUGGAAAGGCAGCAAUCGUUUCUUGUGCUGGGGGCGUUUCAUCUUCGGCCCGGACGUACGGUCGCUGGUCAUCUCCUUCGUCCUCAUCCUCGUGCCCGGCACACUCUUCUGCAUCUUCGUAGCCGCGCCCUACGCGGGGAAGCUUCCCGGAGGCAUUGCCGUGCUUCCCGUUUCCAUCUGCUUCGUCAUCUGGAAUCUCUUCAUUCUGCUCGUGACAGCAAGCAGGGACCCGGGCAUCGUGCCUCGCAACCUCGUGCCACCACAGCCAGAUGAGGAGGCAGGGGAGCAGGCAGCGGGAGGGGCGCCGAAGAAACUGCCGCGGGCCAAGGAGGUGGUGGUGAACGGGCAUACGGUCAAAGUGAAAUACUGCGACACCUGCCUGCUGUACCGGCCGCCCAGAUGCUCGCACUGCAGUAUAUGCGACAACUGCAUCGAGAAAUUCGACCACCACUGCCCGUGGGUGGGGCAGUGCAUUGGACGGCGCAACUACCCCUUCUUCUUUCUCUUCGUCACCACCACCACGCUGCUCUGCGUCUUCGUCUUCACCCUCUCAGCCUUCUACAUAAAGCUCCUCGUAGACAACUCCUACCCAGGCGCCAGCAGGCAGAGCAUCUCGCUGCUAGAGGCGCUGGGAAAGGGGUACAUGGCAGCGGUGCUGAUGGUAUACACGUUCAUCAUGGUGUGGUUCGUUGGCGGGUUGACAGGCUUUCAUUCGUUCCUCAUCUCGCGCAACCAGACCACGUACGAGAACUUUCGAGCGCGCUACGAGAAGAAAGCCAACCCAUACAACCGCGGGUGUCUGCACAACUGGCGCUCCGUGCUCUGCUCUCCCAUCCCCCCCUCCCGCCACAACUUCCGAGCCGACGCCCCCGAACCUCCCCCCACCGUACCUCCCGUUACCGACCCUACCUCCUCUUCCAACCAUGCUCUGAUACCAACGGCAAAUACCAACGGGCACACGCAUGACGACGCGCAGAGGAACGGAAAUGGGGUGCCGUAUAUGAAUGGAAGAGCGGGAGGGCUAGGAGGAGGGGGGGUAGGGGGACUGGAGGCUGGGGGAACGAGCGUGAUAGACCCAGCAGCAGCAGCCGACGAAUCAGAAGCCCCCAUUCUUCCCGCCAUGCGUAACCGCAACUCCCGACCCAACUCCCGCCGAACCUCCCCAGCCUCCAUACCAGGGUCUCGCCGAGCCUCCCCAGUAGGCUCGUGGAAAGGCUCCCCAGGGCACGGUUCAAAGCGGAAUUCCCCCCACCACCACGGGUCGUCUCGUCUCAGUUCCCCCGGUCUAUCCGGCAGAUCACCAGUCAAUAAGAGGCAAUCAGAAUACGAUUUAGUAGAAUCAACUCGACUGACAGAUGAUGAGGGAGGCAGGAUUGCGGAUCAGAUAGUGGAACUGGGGAGAAUGCCGGAUGGUUACAUGGCAGGUGGAGCCGGGGAGGAGAGUGUGGAUAGCAGUGGUGUUCCGAGGAGUGUGAGUGGGAGGAGGAGUGGGAGUGGGAGGCGGAGAGGGGAGGAGAUCGUGGUGCUGGAGGGGAGUGAGGGGAAGGAGCGGAGAGAUGAAGUGGGUGGUGGUGAAGAGGUGGUGGUGGAUGUGCCAAUUGUAGGGUGA
This is a messenger RNA of Closterium sp. Naga37s-1, 1629 nucleotides long. The record is from the annotation of a GenBank genome assembly. NCBI's taxonomy places the organism in Eukaryota, Viridiplantae, Streptophyta, Zygnematophyceae, Desmidiales, Closteriaceae.